AUGGUAGACUACGCUACCCCCUCUGUUCAGGGCCAUAACAUUACGAUGCUCCACACUAGCAUCAACAAGGCUUCUGUGCUCCAAGCUUAUACUGCAAUAAAAGUGCAGAGAGUGCUCAGUAAGCCAAGCUCCACAGCAGCGUGCCAGAACAUGCCUUAUCUUUAUGCUGUGUACUAUUGCCACUAUAUUGGAGAAGGAAGAAUCUAUGAGGUGAGCAUGAAAGCAGAAGAUGGGAGCACAGUAGUAGCAAUUUCGACUUGCCAUGCCGACAGUAAGGAUUGGGCACCAAUUCCAAUGUGGUUUCAAGCCCUCCCCGUAGCCCAAAAGGCAGAUCAAUACAAUUAUGCUUGCCAUUUCUUACCUGAUACCCACAUCAUUUGGGCUUCUGUUUAA
Messenger RNA from Amborella trichopoda, 393 nucleotides. Lineage: Eukaryota; Viridiplantae; Streptophyta; Magnoliopsida; Amborellales; Amborellaceae. The record is from RefSeq and is a predicted model, not a curated record.